Messenger RNA from Quercus lobata, 2030 nucleotides. RefSeq names its product transmembrane protein 184A. The transcript has 8 exons. The record is from RefSeq and is a predicted model, not a curated record. NCBI's taxonomy places the organism in Eukaryota, Viridiplantae, Streptophyta, Magnoliopsida, Fagales, Fagaceae. Bases 429 to 1694 code for a protein of 421 amino acids.
UCUCUCUCUCUCUCUUGAAUUUUAUAUUAUUUAAAGUCGGUUGUCUUUUGUUUUUUUUCUUUUUGUUGGUUGGUUUUGGGGAGGUUAGAAUAGAAUUAUAGAAAACGGGAUUACAGAUGAGAAGAUCUACAGUGUUAAGUGAAUUAGAAAUAGCCGCCAUUAUUGUCUGCCACUGCCACUGAAACCCCGGACCUUUCUUCUCUUCUCUGCUCUGCUCUGCUCUUUCCUCUUUCCUCUUUUACAUAUUACAUUUUCAGACUCAGAUCCGCCCUCCCUUCCUUGUUCCGAUCUCCAAUCAGCCAAUUAUUAUAUAUAUAACAUGAAUUAGGGUUUCUACAAUUUUGCGCUGUAAUUCAAAUCCAACAAUUCCUAUUUCCUACCAAUAACAUUAACCCUAUACUAUAAUACUCUACCUCAGGUGGUCAGGAAUGGGGGAAGCAGUGCCAAUCUAUCUUAGCAUAGUUGCAUUUAUAUGCACAGUGGGAGCCAUUGUUCUUGCUGUUAGGCACAUCUACAGGCACCUUAUGAAUUACACCGAACCUACUUAUCAGCGCUUUAUUGUCCGCAUCAUCUUCAUGGUUCCGGUUUAUGCACUAAUGUCUUUCUUGUCCCUGGUUUUACCAGCUGCCUCAAUCUAUUUCAAUUCAUUUCGGGAAGUUUAUGAAGCAUGGGUCAUCUAUAAUUUCCUGUCAUUGUGCCUGGGAUGGGUUGGUGGACCAGGAGCUGUUGUACUAAGUUUAAGUGGUCGGGUUCUGAAGCCAUCAUGGUGUCUGAUGACAUGUUGCUUUCCUCCCAUACCUCUGGAUGGGCGUUUCAUACGUAGGUGCAAGCAGGGGUGUUUGCAGUUUGUCAUUUUGAAGCCUAUUUUAGUUGCUGUUACACUCAUACUUUACGCAAAAGGAAAAUAUGAAGAUGGAAAUUUCAGUCCAAAUCAAUCAUAUUUGUAUCUCACAAUUAUCUAUACAAUCUCAUAUACAAUGGCUCUUUAUGCUUUGGCAUUGUUUUAUCUGGCAUGCAAAGAUCUGCUUCAGCCAUUUAAUCCAGUCCCAAAGUUUAUUUUAAUCAAAUCCGUUGUUUUCCUGACUUAUUGGCAGGGUGUUUUGGUUUUCCUUGCUGCAAAGUCUGGAUUCAUUAAGGAUGCAGAGGAAGCUGCUGAAUUUCAAAAUUUCAUCAUAUGUGUUGAGAUGCUUAUUGCUGCUGUGGGCCAUCUCUAUGCAUUUCCAUACAAAGAGUAUGCUGGUGCAAAUAUUGGUGUCUCCCGUGGUUUGACAGGAAGCCUUGCACACGCUUUAAAGUUAAAUGACUUUUACCAUGACACGGUCCACCAGUUUGCACCAACAUACCAUGAUUAUGUUCUUUACAAUCACAAUGAGGGUGAUGAGGGAACACGGAAGUAUCGGUCACGCACCUUUGUGCCAACUGGUCCUGAGAUGGAAUCUGUAAGAAGAAACAAACAUAUGUUUGGAAACAAGUUGGAUGACAUACAGCUUUCCAGUCUCUCAUCUUCUAGUACCAGUACACCCAAAAAUCCUGACACUGUAACUGAUUCUACACAAUCUGAUGUGAUGAAAUCUUCUCUGCUUGUGGAUACCUCAAAUUCUUUUUCUGAGCCGUAUGAUAUGUCACUUAUUGAGUUGGAUGUGUCCAAUUAUCCUUCCAAAGUUCCUGCAGCAAAUGAAACUGGGACCAGGUGACAAGAGUGUUAAGAAACUGUGAAGGACAGGUAAGAAGACCAUGCUUUUAAAGGAAAGAAAGGGGUUAAGAAGAAUUGCAAAUGUUGUUUCUGAAUUGGGAAAGGCUGAUUGGCCUAUUGUGUGCUGAUAUUGGUGUCAAGUACUUUUAGAGUUUUGAAGCUUGCAGUUCUCCCUCUCUCUGUUGGUUUGAAGCACUAUACCCACCGAUAUUAGGCUUCCCACUUAAAUGGAAUAUAGCCUUUUCAGUGUGUAGAUUGUAGAUACAAAACUCGCAACAUUACAUUUUUUAACAUGAAAUUAAAAAUUCAAAGUUACUGUUUCCCAUUGGAUGUCAUA